UCAACACAAUGAUGGAUGGGGUAUAUAUUGUAUAUUGUAUUGCUGGUAUCGAAAAUACAAUCAGCCAUUUAUACAGUUUUAUAUUUCAAGAAAAAAAUGUAGAAAGAAAUACCCAUUUCGAAAAAUUAUUAUCAUUGUCAUGUACGUCAAAAAAUUGCCAAAAAGUGUGAAUAUAUGUUUUUUGAACUGUGAAUCAACUGUGAUAGCUACAAAUCAGAACAACAAUUUUAUGGGUACCAAUAAGUAAUAAAGUGUGAUAUCGAUAAUUUAUAGUCCAAAAUCAUUCAAAUGUGCAAUCUUGUUUUUAAGAUUGUUUUGGCUGAAAAGUAUUGGCAAAUUAUUUUAUUUUUGAAGAACAAUGUACGAUUUGGAUGACGAUGAUGAUGAUUGUUCUGGAAGUGAUUUUGAAGAAGAUCCAGAUGCCAUGGAUGUUCCAGGUUUUGCUUUUAAUAUUACAACUGAGCCAUCUGUGAACAUUGAUUUUACAUCAAAUAACUCUCCUUAUAUUCAACAACCAGUUUUAGAUAUAGAUGGAAUGUUUGCCACAGAAAACACACACAAUAAUAAUUCAAUGAAUAUACCUUCAGAUGGCAGCCUAGUUUACAGUCCAGAGUUAUAUAUGUAUAAUAACAAUGAAUGCAACACAAUAUUGCAAAAUUCUCGAAUAAAUUUCAACACUAAUCAAAAUCAACCUAAAGAUGGAAUUUUUGCUCCUCUACCAACAGUGCAAACUGGUCAUGGUGUUAGUGAACCACAAUCCAUUCUGAACAUCACUAAGCCCAAUUUUAAUCAGAUAGCACCCUCAAAUGGAAUUUUUGCUCCUCUACCAACAGUGCAAACUGGUCAUGGUGUUAGUGAACCACAAUCCAUUCUGAACAUCACUAAGCCCAAUUUUAAUCAGAUAGCACCCGCAAAUGGAAUUUUUGCUCCUCUACCAACAGUGCAAACUGGUCAUGGUGUUAGUGAACCACAAUCCAUUCUGAACAUCACUAAGCCCAAUUUUAAUCAGAUAGCACCCGCAAAUGGAAUUUUUGCUCCUCUAUCAACAAUGCAAACUGGUCAGGCUGUUAGUGAACCACAAUCCAUUCUGAACAUCACUAAGCCCAAUUUUAAUCAGAUAGCACCCGCAAAUGGAAUUUUUGCUCCUCUAUCAACAAUGCAAACUGGUCAGGCUGUUAGUGAACCACAAUCCAUUCUGAACAUCACUAAGCCCAAUUUUAAUCAGAUAGCACCCGCAAAUGGAAUUUUUGCUCCUCUACCAACAGUGCAAACUGGUCAUGGUGUUAGUGAACCACAAUCCAUUCUGAACAUCACUAGGCCCAAUUUUAAUCAGAUAGCACCCGCAAGUUCUUCGGCUGGCAUUUCUUCUUUAAAAAACAAAAAAAUUUCAGUGAAUUUUAAUGGAAUAAUGAAGGAAUUAGAUUUGAAGAAUGCUGUUAUUAUAAGACCACCAAAAUCAUUGGAACCAAUAGUUGGUCUCCAAAGAAAAAAUGAUAAAGCUGUAUCUGUGAUUAAUAAUAGUUUAUUAUUUAAUAAGAAUGCCAUGGUGAACACCAAUAUGACUCCCAUAUCAAAACUGAAAUUGCCACAACCAGUUGACAAUAAGAAAAUAAUUUCAUCUUCAAUAAAACAAGGUAUUCCUACAAUCUCAAUAGGGGUUACACCAAAUUUUAACAUAAAGGGUGCAGUAAGGGUACAUCCAAAUAUCAUUGGUACAACAAAAUCCAUUGGUGUGCCAAAAUUAAUAAAUAAUAAUAAAUUUGAAAUUGCAAGCGAAAAAGAUCCCAUUGUGCAUAGCAAUACAUCAUUGAGAAGGAAUACUCAAGGACCUAAUCCUGGUACUCAAGGACCUAAUCCUGGUACUCAAGGACCUAAUCCUGGUACUCAAGGACCUAAUCCUGGUUUUUUGACUACAGGAAGUGCAAGAAAAAUUCUUAUUGUAAAUAAAAAUAAUCAAAUGAAUAAAUGUGGAAUACUACAAAUGCAAGGUAGUGUGCGUUAUAUCCAUGGUAAUAGGGCUGUAAGAAUUUCAAAUAUUGCUAAUUCUAGUACACCCAAAUUCAACAUUGUUGGAAAAACAGAUAAUAGAUUCAAUCCGACCAAAGUCAAUGGAACUGCUCCAAUCACAAUGCCGAAUGAUAUAUCUAUACCUGGAAGUUCAAAAGAUACAGGUAGUAUGCGUUAUAUCCAUGGUAAUAGGGCUGUAAGAAUGUCAAAUAUUGCUAAUUCUAGUACACCCAAAUUCAACAUUGUUGGAAAAACAAAUAAUAGAUUCAAUCCGACUAAAGUCAAUGGAACUGCUCCAAUCACAAUGCCGAAUGAUAUAUCUAUACCUGGAAGUUCAAAAGAUACAGGUAAUAACUAUGCCAUAUCUAAAUCAACAACAUUGUGUUAUAAGGACGUUAUCUCACAAAUAAAUAGAAGUAUAAAUUCGAAGGAAGCUCUGGAUAUUUCACUUGCUGGAUUUUUGCAAACAAACAAAAAUCCUAAUCAGGGAAAAAGAAGAUUGAUGAUGCCUAUGAAAAAUGAAAAUUCCUCGAUUCCAAAACGAAAGCCAGUGUCUAUGGAUGAUGUCGAGAACGAUAUGAUGGAGCUAGGAGUAGCCGAGACAUAUUCCACUUAUAUGCCCUCAAAAUUGAAAUUGGGAUGUAAGCAUCCAGAUCCUGUAGUAGAAACGGCAUCUCUUUCAUCUGUAGCUCCUGUUGAUGUAUGGUAUAGGUUAUCAAUACCCAAGAAAAUAAUAGAAAGUGGAGCACUGUCUGCUCUCCAAUUGGAAAGUAUCACAUAUGCUUCACAAGCUCAUAACCAAUUUUUGCCUAAUGGAUUUCGAGCUGGAUUUCUCAUUGGCGAUGGUGCUGGUGUUGGCAAAGGUAGAACUAUAGCAGGAAUCAUUUUGGAAAACUUUGCAAAAAAUAGAGAAAGGGCUGUAUGGGUAUCAAUAUCGAACGAUCUGAAAUAUGAUGCUGAAAGAGACCUUCAUGAUAUCGGAGCAUCAGACAUAAAGGUCUACCAAUUGAAUAAGAUGAAAUAUAAUGCCAAAUUAUCUUCCGAGAUCAACGGUUGCGUUAAAAAGGGCGUGCUAUUUUGCACCUACUCUUCUCUGAUAGGAGAAAGUAAUUCGUCUGAAGGAAAAUAUAUCAAUAGAAAGGAUCAGAUUCUCCAAUGGUGUGGAAGGGAUUUUGAUGGACUUCUGAUUUUUGAUGAGUGCCAUAAAGCAAAAAAUUUGUGUCCGAGUGGAUCAAUGAAAUCUACAAAAACAGGUCAAAUGGUGGUAGACCUUCAAGAAGCCUUAUCAAAAGCUCGUGUGCUAUAUGCUUCUGCUACAGGAGCUUCUGAACCAAAAAAUAUGGCUUACAUGACGAGAUUAGGUUUAUGGGGCAAAGGUACAACCUUUGUCACAUUUGAUGAUUUUGCAAGCGCUGUGGAAAAAAAAGGUGUUGGGGGAAUGGAAAUUGUAGCCAUGGACAUGAAGCUGAGAGGAAUGUACAUAGCAAGACAACUCAGUUUUCAAGAUGUCAAAUUUUCUAUAACAGAAGUUUCACUCGAUGAAAAAUUUGUAGAGGUCUACAAUUCUAGUGUUAAACUGUGGACAAAUGCAUUGAAUAAAUUCACAAAAGCGGCUAAUCUUGUCUCCGCAAAUAAUAACAUGAAAAAAUCCAUGUGGGGGCAAUAUUGGUCAGCCCAUCAACGUUUUUUUAAGUAUCUAUGCAUUGCUGCAAAAGUGGAUAAGGCAAUGGAAUUGGCUCAUAAUGCAAUAAAAUUUAAUGAUCAUUGUGUGGUGAUUGGUCUCCAAAGCACUGGAGAAGCUGGAACAUUAGAUCAGUUGGAAAAAUGCGAUGGCGAGCUAAUGGAUUUUGUAUCCACAGCUAAAGGAGUAUUCCAGAACUUGGUCGAGAAACAUUUUCCCUCUUGCAACAAGAGCAAUGUAAAUAAAAUUGUUUCAUCCCUAUCAAAAGCUAAAGUGGAUAACAUCAAACCGAAUAUUAGAGUGCGUAAUUUGGAACUUGAACAAGAAAAGAUGAGAAAAAAACAGAGAGAUCUUUUGAAAUCUCUAGAUAGUAAUCAGGAUGAUUCUGACAAUGAUGAUGAUGAUGAUGAUUACAGUAGUGAUUCAAGUAAUAAUAGCGAAAAAGAAAGACUUGAGAAGAAACAGAGAGAAUUUGAAGAAAACCAAAAAGUCAAUAAUAUGAUCAAUUUCAUUUUCAAAAAUAAUAUGAAUAAAUAUGAGACUGCAACAAAAAUUGAAAAAGAAGAGAAACCCAAUUUACCUUCAUCAUAUGAUAUUGAAGAAGCUAACCAAAUGAAGGAGGAAUUGCUCAAAGGCAUCGAAGAACUUGGUAAAAGUUUACCCAAAAAUACACUUGAUGAGCUAAUUGAUAGCUUUGGAGGUCCAGAGCAUGUAGCAGAAAUGACUGGAAGAAAAGGCCGAGUAGUUCAAAAAGAGACUGGUGUUCAUUAUGAGAGUCGUUCAGAGCAGGAUGUACCUUUAGAGACCUUGAAUGUGAAAGAAAGAGAACGAUUUAUGAAUGGAGAAAAAAUGGUGGCAAUAAUUUCUGAGGCUGCAUCUAGUGGUAUAUCCUUACAGAGUGACAGGAGGGCAGCAAAUAGGAGAAAGAGAUACCAUAUCACACUGGAACUGCCUUGGUCGGCAGACAAAGCUGUACAGCAGUUUGGAAGAACUCACAGAAGCAACCAGGUCAGCGCACCUGAGUAUGUCUUCCUUAUUACCAAUUUAGCUGGAGAGAGAAGGUUCGCAUCGAUUGUGGCUAAGCGUUUAGAAAGUCUUGGGGCGUUAACUCAUGGCGAUCGUCGUGCUUCUGACAAUAAAGACCUUAGUCAGUUCAACAUUGAUAACAAAUAUGGAAAAUCUGCAUUGGAAUUGGUGAUGAAAGCCGUCGUAGGAAAAGAUCAUCCCUUGAUUCCUCCACCAGUAGAUUACAAAGGAAACUUUUUUCAAGACGUUAGUAAAGCACUCAUAGGAGUCGGUUUGAUAACUAGUAAAAAGGAGAAUGAUUUGACUUUAGAUAAAGAAUACAACAACAUGUCCAAGUUUUUGAACAGGAUACUAGGAAUGCCAGUUGACCUCCAAAAUAGAUUAUUUCAGUAUUUCACAGAUACUAUGAACGCACUUAUUGAUAUGGCCAAGCGAGAUGGAACUUUCGACUUAGGUAUACUAGAUUUAGGCGUCAGCAGUCAGGAUGUCAUUAAGAGGGUACGGACAAUAACAUUCUUAUAUAAGCAUGCAACUGGUAUUGCUCCUAUUGAGUUGCACAAGUUGAUUGUAGAAAGAGGAAUGUCUUGGAAAGCUGCUGAAGAAAAAUAUAAAGAGGUCUGCACUGAAGAAUACGAAGGGUUUUUCCAAUCUCAUCAGGUUUCUAAUGGCAAACACUAUGUUAUAUUAUUAACAAAAGUCGAUUCUACAAAACGGAAUUUCAAAAAUGAAGAUAUCAAAUUAAGAUUGUACCGACCCAAUACUGGUAGAAAAAACAAGAUUACCACAGCUUCUGAAAUACAACUUCAAUACAAAAAGGUGGAGCCACAGGAUGCAAUGAAUUUAUGGAUUGAACAGUAUAAUUGUACAGUUUGUACCCAUAAAUACUGGACAGGACACUGCAGUAUAGGUACUACUUGUGAAAGUGGACUUAGAAGUAAAACCUAUCACGUUCUUGCUGGAUCUGUUUUACCAAUUUGGUUGAAAAUAGAAGCGGCAAUUUCAGAAAAAAAAUCAGAAAGCAAGAUGCAAGUCAUCAGGUUAAAGACACAAGAUAAUAUUAAGAUAGUCGGCACUCUUAUAAAGAAUAACUUGGUCAAAGGAUUAAUCAGGGUCUUGAGAGAAGAAGCUGAAAAUGUUAAAGAACAUGAUUUCUAUGAUUGAUAUAUUUUUUUAUUUAUAUAUAGAUUUAAUGAAAAUAAGUGAUAUUUGCUGUGAUAUUUUAUUCAAUAUUUAUUAAGUGUCAUCAGAACUAUAAAUAGAUACCAUAAAUGCAUUGUUCUUUAAAAUUUUUAAUCAGUCAUUAGUACCUAAUAUUUAAUUUUCUUUUAAUUGUGUAUUAUUUAUGUCCUCCCAAUAUUGUGAGUUUUCAAUGUACAAUUUGUGCCAUUAUGUGCAAGGAUAAAUAGAAAUGACCAAGAUUGUCGAAAAUCUCAUUGUUCAAUUAUUCAUUUAUAAACUGAUUGACAACUUUUCAAUAAACAAUUAUAAACUGUG
Harmonia axyridis is the source of this 6208-nucleotide messenger RNA. RefSeq names its product protein strawberry notch homolog 1-like. Bases 359 to 5875 code for a protein of 1838 amino acids. The transcript is spliced from 32 exons. Gene Ontology annotation, cellular component: nucleus. Gene Ontology annotation, biological process: regulation of DNA-templated transcription. Gene Ontology annotation, molecular function: histone binding; chromatin DNA binding. The record is from RefSeq and is a predicted model, not a curated record. NCBI's taxonomy places the organism in Eukaryota, Metazoa, Arthropoda, Insecta, Coleoptera, Coccinellidae.